AUUAGGCGAAAAGGUUUCGCGUGUCCGCUUCAAGUUGUUUUCGUAUUCGUCGUCACCGUCGUCCACGUCGUAAAGACUCCUUGGUUCGUGAACGUGUCCGUUAGUACUCGGAAAGCAAGCGAGACGUACAAUCGCAAAGCGCAAACUUAGCAAGAGAAAUGUUACAUUACAUAACAAUAGGGUGAACCGAAAUUGUACGUUAUUGAUUGAUUUCGUCUACUUCCGUGCGUUAAGGAGGGUAAAGUGUGCAAAGUUCCUGCUGCCGUGAUCUUGAACGCUUCCACUGUUCCCCUCGAAGGUAACUCAUUCGACGUUCGACCUCUGAAGCCAAGGUUUCCUUAAACCACGUUCCUCAAUUAAUCUGCACACGUGAAACGUCGAAACAAAUAGAAACACGCGAAGCAGUAACAAGAUUUUCAUAACAUUCCCAAAUUCAAAAUGGUCAAAUGGGGAUUGACUCGUAGACAAAUGAGAAAGUGAUCGAAUAGAUGGACGCAGUCAAAACUCUUCGAUCAUUAUGUGCGCCAUGUUAACGGCGAACGAUUGACAAUAAAGGUACGUGUGUGUAGCUGUAUAUCUAUACAACAGCAAGGACCGCAGGCUGAUCAUGGCUCUCUCGGAGAGAGGAUUGACGAUCGGUCCACGGGUGCCUCGAGGUUUAGCGUCCGCGGUCGAAGGUCUUGCCCGCGAAAUUCUGAGGUACCGGCCUCAAGACGUUUACGCCUUCGCGGCGCAUCACUUCGAGCACCUGGUCGAAUUGAGGGAGCACAGCCGCGCCGUGGACGUUUCAAGGAUCCUCGACCGCGCGUCGCGCAAAGAGAAGCACCGCAUCCUCUUCGACUGGAUCUGCCGCGACAAGUGCGACCCGGAGAACGAGCCGAGUCACGAUCGCUAUCGCCGUUCCGAUCGCGAAGGCAACGAUCCCAUCAAGGAAGCCGCGCUCAAAGAGACGAGGGCACCGAGCGCGUCGAAGUUACUAGCGAGAAGGAGAAGAAGAAGGAGAAGCGAGGAAGAGACGACGAAUAGAAGCGGCUGGUCCAUCGGCGAGACCGUGAAGGUGUUCAAGAAGCACGAGAACGAGGCGAGGAAGAGGAAGUCGAGGAACGCGCAGAGCUUCGAGAAGUCCGUCGAGAAGGAGGUCCAUCCCAGCCACCGCGAGCAACGAUCGCCGCAGCUCUCGAAGACGAUCGCGCACUACCGGUUCCUCCGGUCCCUGUCCGUCGGGGACGUGUACCUCGCGAAGAACAUCAGCCGGUGUCUCGAGAAGAGUCACGAGGACACGAAGAGGAACAACGAGUGCAACAAGCCUCGCGAGAGCGCGCGAACGUUGAAGCGGCAGAGGAGCGCCGGUCAAAUCGAGGACGCGCGCUCCUCGUCCAGGGUUCGCCAGGAGUGCGUGUACCACGCCGCGAGGAGGUCUCACUCCCUCGUGAACGUGAUACUGAAAGGCAGAGGGCCCGCCGGGAAGGAAGAAGCGCGACGCGACCAGCUGACAGGGAACGAGGGCGACUCUUUCGAGACCCACCCCCGAAAUCGUCAGUUUCGACGGGAGUCCUUCUCGAGGGGACUCGAGGCGAAGGAGAGGAAGAGGCUGGAGGAGGAGAAAGCGAGAGGAAGCACGGAGGCUGCCUCGAAGUUGAACUUCCGAGCGGAAAGUGACGAAGCGUCGAAGGACAACGGUAAAGCGGAGAGGAUCGACGUCGACGGCGCGAAGCCCUCGGAUAACCCAGAAUCCGUGAUUCUCCCGUCGGUGGUCACGAAGCAGAGUUCCAGUCGGUACCCGGAGGACACUGCCGAGCAAGAGGACCCCAACUACCUGGUUCUGCCGCCGAUAUCGAGCGACGCGUCGAAGACGGCCAAGAAGGACAACCUGUUGCCGUUGCCGCUGUUGUCGACGCUCACGGAAACGAUCGAGACGAAUCGGCAGUCUGCUGUCGCCUCCGAUCGAAGAGGUUCGAGCGAUGGAAGGAGGAGGCACUCGGAGCUGGAAGCAUCCUCGGACAGCCAGGACUCGAAAGCGGAGAACGAUCGGUCCGUUGAAAUCGAACGUUCAAGCGAGUCUAAUGAAACCGCCGACGCGAACGAAUACGGACGCAAGGAAGAGGUUCCGAAAUUCGAGGAGACAGAGCCCGACGCGUCUAUUUUGGAGACCCGGAUUCUUAAAGUAGAGGAUGACGACGAGCAGUCGAUGAAGAUUGAGUAUCCAAGCGAUCAUGACACUGCCAACGCGGACGAAUGCAAGGAAGAGGUUCCGAAUGGUUCCAAAGACGACGAUGCCAACGCGGACUCAAGGGAGUUGUCACGGAAACCAACGGAACCGGACGAUACGAGUGUACAGCAGUCGAGGAAUGAGGGGAAAGCGGAAGAAAGCUACGCGGUAGCUAACGAACUGAAAAGCAAGUUGAUCGAAAUAGAAAUGGUGGAGAAGAACAUUGAAAAUACGUUGACCUCCUCGGAGACGGUCCUGAUAGCUGACGAUGAUCACGGAUUAAUAGCCUCGGCGUCGAGCUCGGGAAAAUCGAGCGUUGCAUCUGGGAACAAUGUGAUCGUCGCCGAUGCAGCGUUGGAAGACGUGGACAGAGAUUCGUUGGACAGCCCGAUCGAAGACCGGAAACAGUUCAAAGAUAGGGGACGAAAUUCCGCGGACACCGGCGACACAAGGAGAACCCGACAAGUAUCGAACGACGAAGACCCUUCCUGCUACGUGCUCACCGAGGGUUCUCCUUGCGAAAUACCGGAGUCGGUGACCACUGUGAUCAUACCGGACAAAGAGGCGGACAGCGACGACGAGGUCCCCAGAUUCGAGCCUGGAGCGGACUCGUUCGGCGAGUACGUCGCGUAUCCAGCGGAAACGUUUGAAUAUUCGAGCGCUGGCAUGGAGUUCCUGCGCGACAUAGAGGACGCCGUCGACCGAACGAUCUCGCGCAAGGAUCUGGCCAAUAUCAAGGAAGAGGAGGAAACUGAGAAGGAUGCGUCGGACAGCGCGAUGAACGCGCGCGCACGUUCGAUUGGCGUCGAACUGGAGUCGCUUGAACGGGACGAGGAUGCUACCACUGAGACCACCGACCGCACCAGCAACCGAGAACCAAGAGAAGCGGCGUCCAAUGAAGGCGAACACACGCUCCUGUCGGACAUAACGGAACCGUGCGUGCCCGAGCUGAAUCUGAGUUCGUUUCGGGAUACAUCCUCCGUCGACGAUAGAAGCGAUUCGAUCAAUUCUGAGGGUCGGUUGAAGGAGGAUAAAGAGUUGGAGCAGAAUGCUGUUCGCGAAACGGAGAUAACUUUCUCCUCGAUCGACAGUCUGUCCCGGAAGGAACAUUCGUCGAUUGUUGAUGGAAAUUCUUCGUUGAGAAGUAAGACUUCUGAGAAUGAAGCUUCAAUGGACCUCGGGGACCAUUCUGUGGAGAACAACGAGGACAAAUGUGUUCAGACGGUUGCCGACGAUCAAAGUGGGAAAGAUUCUAAUGCGGAAGAGGAAAUCGCGAGGGAGUUAAUCGGAAAAGGUUCUCCUGAUGUGGAGGAUGAAAUCGCGAGGGAGUUGAUAGAAAAAGGUUCUCCUGAUGUGGAGGAAGAAAUUGCGAGGGAGUUAAUGGGAAAAGAUUCUCCUGAUGUGGAGGAAGAAAUCGCGAGAGAGUUAAUAGGGAAAGAUUCUCCUGAUGUGGAGGAAGAAAUUGCAAGAGAACUAAUCGGGAAAGACUCUCCUAAUGUAGAAGAAGAGAUUGACAGAGAACUAAUAAGAAAAGAUUCUCCUGGCAUAGAAGAGGAAAUUGCAAGAGAGCUAAUAAGAAAGGAUUCUCUUGAUGUAGAAGAAGAAAUCUCACGAGAAUUAAUAGGAAAAAAUUCUCCUAAUGGAGAAGAAGAAAUUGAGAGAGAAGUAAUAGGAAAAAAAUCUCCUAAUGGAGAAGAAGAAAUUGAGAGAGAAGCAAUAAGAAAAGAUUCUCCCGACGUAGAAGAAGAAAUCUCACGAGAAUUAAUAGGAAAAAAAUCUCCUAAUGGAGAAGAAGAAAUUGAGAGAGAAGCAAUAAGAAAAGAUUUUCCCGACGUAGAAGAAGAAAUCUCACGAGAAUUAAUAGGAAAAAAAUCUCCUAAUGGAGAAGAAGAAAUUGAGAGAGAAGCAAUAAGAAAAGAUUUUCCCGACGUAGAAGAAGAAAUCUCACGGGAAUUAAUAGGAAAAAAAUCUCCUAAUGGAGAAGAAGAAAUUGAGAGAGAAGCAAUAAGAAAAGAUUUUCCCGACGUAGAAGAAGAAAUUUUACGAGAAUUAAUAGGAAAAAAAUCUCCUAAUGGAGAAGAAAAAAUUGAGAGAGAAGUAAUAAGAAAAGAUUCUCCUGAUAUAGAAGAAGAAACCGCAAAAGAACUAAUCGAGAAAGACUCUCCCCAUGCAGAAGAAAAAAUUAAGGGAGAGCUAAUAAGAAACGGUUCUCCUGACGUAGAAGAAGAAAUCUCACGAGAAUUAAUAGGAAAAAAUUCUGCUAAUGGAGAAGAAGAAAUCGCGAAAGAGCUAAUUAAGAAAGACUCUCCCAAUGCAGAAGAAGAGAUUACAAUUGAGCUAAUAAAAAAAGAUUCUCCUGGUGUAGAAGAAGAAAUCGCAAAAGAACUAAUCGAGGAAGACUCUCCCAAUGCAGAAGAAGAGAUUACAAUUGAGCGAAUAAAAAAAGAUUCUCUUGGUGUAGAAGAAGAAAUCGCAAAAGAACUAAUCGAGAAAGACUCUCCCAAUGCAGAAGAAGAGAUUACAAGAGAGCUGAUAAGAAAAGAUUCUCUUGAUGUAGAAAAAGAGAUCGCGAAAGAAUUAACCGGUAAGGAUUCUCCCGACGAAGAAGAAGAAAUUGCAAGGGAGCUAAUCAGAAAAGAUUCGCUUGACGUAGAAGAAGAAAUUGCGAGUGAGCUAAUGAGAAAAGAUUCCCUUGACGUAGACGAAGAAAUCUCACGAGAAUUAACAGGGAAAAGUUCUCCUAACGUAGAAGAAGAAAUCGCAAAAGAACUAAUAGGCAAUCUGACCGAUGAAAUAUCGAUGCUUACAAGAACACAGGACACCACCGCGACUGCAGCCUCUUUCGAUGCAGACGAAUCAUCGAAUUUCUGCUCUACCAGUCAAUUGAACGCUACUGUUUCGGAUAAGCAUGACAUUCCUGCCACCGUAGCGAUAGAACCCGGUGAUAUAUCCAUGGUGUCCACAUUGAACGGAGAAAAUUGUCAAGAAAACGUGAACGAUAGUAUUCGAGUGGAUGCAGAAGACGAAACGGAAGAUUCGAAUUCGAAUGACAUCGAGAAAGCGACGAUCGUAUGUGAGAAAUCCUCGGAGAACGAUCAAUCUAAAAAAUCAAAGGAACCGUUCAUCGAAACUCUCGACCAGCCUGAAAACUCGGAAAAACUAUUAAUCGACCUUGAUCAACCGGAAGAAUCAAAAGAUCCAGUAACCGAUUCAAGUUCACCGACUAUAACGCUGGACACGGCUGCCAGAGUGAUCCAGAUCUGGGUGCGUAAAUUCCUAUCCAGGCGCCGAAAGAAUUCUGACGAGCAAAACGGGCCAAGUACUCCAAACACGGCCACGAUUCUAAGCGAAACGUCGCAAUCGCCACGAGAAGACGCCAAACCGGGGAAAGGUGAAGGCUUCGUUAUUUCGAACGACGAAUUUAGCGAUCCGCAAAAGUCCGAGGAAUCCCGAGCAUCCGAGGUAUCUGGAUCAGAGCAGAACGAAAAAUGGCCGCCGAUGGUAGCAACGGGGAACACGGACGACGAGCGGAGGCCAGGGGAUCGAUCGAGUACCGUUUACAGCUCCAGACACACCGGAGAAUUUCACGACUCGCUGCCGUUGCCGAUUUUGGAGCUUCCCAAAGACAAAAUGUUGAGGUGCAUGCGAGAAUCCGCGAAACCCGUGCAUACGCCGUUCUUCGAUCCCGAGUCCCCUCAAGCGUGCGUCCUGUUGGCGUUCGGUUUUCCGAACAGCUUACUGGACGAUGGCUCGAACUGGAAAGGCUACGUCGGGUUUCCGCCUUCUGCUUCUGAUUUCAAACGAGAAGCAAACGGUACGCGUGCCAGUAAUCCCACGGAGGAGCAUUCCGAUUCCGACGUCGAUAGCAUUCGGGAACCACUGGCUCUCGACGGGACAUCGAAAUCCAUCCUCAUAGAGGAGAUCACAACCGCCGACGAGGAAGAACACGCGCCACAGGACAACGUUGAAGAGCGUACCAGUUCACCGGUUGACCUUGUUGAUUCCGACAAUCGAAAGAGCAUUGAGGAAAAAGAGGGUCCUCCGGAAAAUUCGGAUGAGUCGAAGUCCACUCAACCUUUGUAA
This is a messenger RNA of Nomia melanderi (Alkali bee), 6292 nucleotides long. RefSeq lists its product as uncharacterized. NCBI's taxonomy places the organism in Eukaryota, Metazoa, Arthropoda, Insecta, Hymenoptera, Halictidae. The record is from RefSeq and is a predicted model, not a curated record.